AUGGGCAAAAACACGUCCCGCUUCACCACCCUCCGCUUCCACGCCAUCGGCUCCUGCCCACCCAACCCCACCUCCCUCGACGCCUCCACAGUCGACUUCCGCAUCUUCGCGCAAACCCGCGACGCCGACCUCGUGCGCCCCGACGUCCCCGACGCAUUCAACAGAUGGUGUCUCGAAGUCUUCCUGCAAUGCGCGCCAGGCCUCUCCCUGACCAACGACUUGCGCCAGGUAGUUCCGAAACCGUACUAUGAAUACUGGGUCGCGUUGCUGCCGCAGACGCAUCUGCCGUUGAGAGUGCAUAGUUUGUACGGGGAGAGGGAAGUGAAAGUGCUGGAGGCGCCGACGGCUACGAGGGAGUAUCCCCGACAGCAGCAUUCGUAUGAGACUUCUGAUCCCGUUGAUCUUUCGGCGUUUGGUCCGACGGCGCAGGCGCCGCUGGGCGCCAUAGUGGCUGGCCGUUCCGGGGACAAGGCUGCGGAUUGCAAUUGUGGGUUUUUUGUCAGACACGAGGAUGAGUGGGAUUGGCUACGCAGUUUCUUGACGAUUGAUCGGAUAAAGGCGUUGUUGGGACCGGAAGAAUACAAGGGAGGGAGGAUUGAUCGGUUUGAGAUUGCGGGGAUUUGGGCGGUGCAUUUUUUGUUGCAUGAGCAGUUGGAUCGCGGGUAUAAUGCUAGUUCUGAGAUUGAUACGUUGGGCAAGAAUGCGAUGGAGUAUAUGCGGGCCAAGACGGUGGAGAUUCCGACAAAGUUUUUGGAGAGGGGAUGGAUUUGA
Messenger RNA from Bipolaris maydis ATCC 48331, 771 nucleotides. NCBI's taxonomy places the organism in Eukaryota, Fungi, Ascomycota, Dothideomycetes, Pleosporales, Pleosporaceae. The record is from RefSeq and is a predicted model, not a curated record.